CACACCGAAGUCGUCCGCGCAUCUCUCGGCGCGCUGUGCCGGAGUUGGUUUCCGAUUUUCGGGUGGUGGUCGGCGGCUCACCGCGUGCGGGUUGGUGAUUUGACGACGCCGCGGUGCCUUUCGUCCAGGCACCGCUAACUGUGCGGCGCCAUGGGCAACACCGACUCCAAGCUCAACUUUAGGAAGGCCGUGAUACAACUGACGACGAAGACGCAGCCAAUCGAGGCCCGUGACGAGGCAUUCUGGGAGCAGUUCUGGGGUGAGUCCGGGCUGCAGAGCGUCCAGGAUGUGUUCGCCCUGGUGCCCGCGGCCGAGAUCCGGUCGUUGCGUGAGGAGGCCCCCUCGAACCUGGCCACCCUGUGCUACAAGGCGGUCGAAAGGCUGGUGCGCGCCGCCGACUCUCUCUGCAACACGGCUGCCCAGCAAACAGCCGUGCUCAACUGUGUGCGGCUGCUGACACGCAUCCUGCCGUACAUCUUUGAGGACUCGGACUGGAGAGGCUUCUUUUGGUCCAGCCUUCCAGGAUCAGCCGAGGACGACACAGCUGCCAAUGGCGGAGCACAGACGGAGUCGCUGGCCCAGUCACUUAUCACAGCACUAUGCGAUUUGCUGUUCUGCCCUGAUUUCACAGUGUCCUGUUCGAAGAAGUCUGGCCCUGAGCAACCCGAGGAGCCAUGGUCCCUGGACAGCUGCGAGUACAUCUGGGCGUCGGGCGUCGGCUUCGCCCACUCGCCGCCCUGCGUGCCGCAGCACGACCAGAACCGGCUUGAGCUACUCAAGCUGCUACUCACCUGCUUCUCGCAGACCAUGUACCUCACUUCGCAGGAGGCCCACCAGCAGCCCAACAAGUGGAUUCAUUUCUUCACAUCAGCCGACAACAGACAUGCGCUGCCACUGUUCACCUCGCUGCUGAACAUCGUGUGCGGCUACGAUCCCGUCGGCUAUGGCCUGCCCUUCAACCACCUCCUCUUCGCCGACCAUCGGGAGCCCCUAGUCGAAGUGGCCCUGCAGCUACUUGUGGUCACCCUGGACCACGACUUCCGGCCACCCCAGCAGCAGAACAAUGCUGGCAGCAACGGCGCAGGCCCCGAAGGCGAGGCCUGGUGUGAGAACCUGUUCAUCAACUACCUGUCACGCAUCCAUCGAGAGGAAGAUUUCGCAUUCGUGCUGAAGGGCUUCACGCGGCUUCUGAACAACCCGCUGAUGCGCACCUACCUGCCCCACUCGGCCAAGCGCAUCGCCUGCCACCAGGAGCUGCUCGUUUUCUUCUGGAAGAUGUGCGACUACAACAAGAAAUUUUUGUUCUACGUGCUGAAGAGCUCCGAAGUGCUGGACAUCCUGGUGCCCACGCUGUACCACUUGAACGACGCCCGCGCUGAUCAGUCCCGUGUCGGCCUGGUGCACAUUGGCGUGUUCAUCCUGCUGCUGCUGAGCGGGGAGCGCAACUUUGGCGUGCGGCUCAACAAGCCGUACUGUGCGAGUGUACCCAUGGACAUUCCAAUCUUCACGGGCACCCACGCCGACCUGCUCAUCAUCGUUUUCCACAAGAUAAUCACCACCGGUCACCAGCGACUGCAGCCCCUUUUUGAUUGCCUUCUCACCAUCAUUGUAAAUGUUUCACCUUAUCUGAAGACUUUGUCCAUGGUGGCCAGCACCAAGCUGCUUCAUCUACUUGAGGCGUUCAGCACACCGUGGUUCCUCUACUCAAACCCAACCAACCACCACUUGGUGUUCUUUCUGCUCGAGAUCUUCAACAACAUCAUCCAGUACCAGUUUGACGGCAACUCAAACCUCGUGUACACUGUUAUUCGGAAACGGCACGUGUUUCACGCACUUGCAAACCUGCCCACCGAGCAAGGCACAAUCGAACGCUCCCUGAGCCGGCGCUCCCGCAGCAAGGGCCCCACUCCCAGCGUCCCCACCACGCCCUCCGAGGAGGCCGUCCCUCCUCCGGCCACGCCCACUGCAGAGUCCGAGACCCAACCACCGCCAGAGGAAGCACCGCCCUCGUCAAGCUUCAAUGCCACUCUAGCCGCGACUCCACGUCUAGAUAAAAUGACCGAGCAGGCACAUCCGGCCUCUUCGCCUACAGGCAGCACAGCCACAAGUCCGGUGCAAAAGUCUCCGCCUCGGAGUAUUUCCAAGGGUAGCGGUGGAGGGCUUGUGCGUGCUGGGAGCAGCGACGAAGAAUGGCGAGGCCCAACGCCUGAGUGGGUGGCAUCGUGGAAGCAGAAGCUGCCCCUGCAGACCAUCAUGCGUCUACUGCAAGUCCUGGUGCCCCAGGUCGAAAAGAUCUGCAUCGACAAAGGUCUGACGGAUGAGAGCGAGAUCCUCAAGUUCCUGCAGCAUGGAACACUUGUCGGACUCCUGCCUGUGCCGCAUCCAAUACUGAUACGCAAGUACCAGUCCAACGCAGGCACCACAAUGUGGUUCCGUACCUACAUGUGGGGACUCAUCUACCUUAGGAAUGUGGACCCCCCCAUCUGGUACGACACAGAAGUACGGCUGUUCGAGAUUCAGCGACUCUAGUCAUGUCAGUGCUUGGCCUCAUCGACAGCCUCAAGACUGAUAGGGAAUCAGAGAAUCUGUGCUAGCAUAGCGCGUAAAACAGUGGUCCACGUGUUCAACAUUAGUGACCGUAGGACACUCGACAGGCUGACCAAUGAUGGAUGGUGUUCCUACAAGUGACGAUUUCUUCGGAUGCAGUGUCGCUUGGCGAGCUGGAAAAUUUUCAUGCCCGCAUCGUCUGGUUUCAGCACUGUCGAAUGCAGAUGAUGCUGUGUUCCGGACUCCUGUUUUGCAUGACCUGCAUUUUUCAUAAGCGGAACAGUGUGUUCUACUCAUGCGCUUCCGGUUUUGAAGCUGUUAAAUGCGGCUUGUCUAUGUUCCUGCCAAGCUGCUCGAUGCACACGCGUUGGUGCGACUGCAUAUGCUGUGAGAGUCAUCAAACAGGCAGCAUUAAGGAUUAGUCAAUGCAACGACUUUUUCGCGUCGUUUGUUAGGAGUACCAAUCGGUCUACUUCUUUCAGUAAGCUUCGCUGUACCGGGUAGACAGCAUCUAGGGUGAACACCUCAUCCGUAUUCGAACUGGUAAAACUAGGAACGUUUGUUGUACUUCGCUAGCGGAAUGCCUGUUGUGAGAUGUCAAAUAUUGGUUUCGACUAAAACGAUACUAGUUUUCAUAUUCAUGUAAUGAGCACCACUUUCUAUGAGGCCUUGAAUACUAAAGAGGCGUUCACCUCGAAUGUGUAUGGCCCUGUACAGCACUGGCAGGAGCAGCAAGGACAGGCUUGACAGAUGAUGUAACAGGUUCCAGCAAUCUUGGUGAUGAGAAAGCUUAAAAUUUUUGCGCAUUUGCUGAGAUCAUAAAUGCAAUCUCACCAAACAUCGGCUUGUUAGGUGGUGGCACUUAAGUUUCGCUGUUGUUCUUAUUAGGCUGAGCUGUGGGGAGUUUUGAUUUUCGUUUCUAAAAUUGGUGUGGUGGUGCUGUGCUUCUUCAAAAGAUGGCGCUGUAAAACUUCUGUGUUUACAUGCCUCACAAUCUAUGGACACUGCAAGAAUAACGGCAACCUCAACUGCUGGCGGCAAAACACUUGCAGU
Rhipicephalus microplus (southern cattle tick) is the source of this 3600-nucleotide messenger RNA. RefSeq names its product protein HID1. Lineage: Eukaryota; Metazoa; Arthropoda; Arachnida; Ixodida; Ixodidae. The record is from RefSeq and is a predicted model, not a curated record. Gene Ontology annotation, cellular component: Golgi medial cisterna; membrane; Golgi trans cisterna.